AUGACUGGAAUAAAUGAUAUACGUAUUAUUGAUUUUUUUUGCUCAAGCCAAUUAAUCAGAAGAGUCCUUCUGCAGAAGCUUCCCACCAAGUGCCUUCUUUAUUGGAAGUGCACUAAGAAGCAAAGGGCUUUUUUAGUGGUGGCAUCCCAGAUGUGGAAUGUCCUUCCUAAAGAGAUUUGUGUGAUGCCUACAUUUCUGCUGUUUUUCUUCCAGACACAGAAUCUAGGAACUCAGCAGCGAACAAAGGUGGAUGUUCCUGAUCAUGUUCUUUACACUGUCGGCUCUUGUGUUCUUGUAAUUGGCUCUGUUGGAAUUACAGGAAACCUCCUUGUUCUCUAUGCAUUUUUCAGCAACAAGAGGCUGAGGACUCCAGCAAACUAUUUCAUAAUGAAUUUAGCAGUAAGUGAUUUCCUGAUGUCUGCAACUCAGGCUCCCAUCUGCUUUCUCAACAGCAUGCACAAAGAAUGGAUACUUGGAGAAAUAGGUUGUAACUUGUAUGCUUUUUGUGGGGCACUUUUUGGAAUAACCUCGAUGAUGACCUUAUUAGCUAUUUCAGUUGAUCGCUACUGUGUUAUUACUAAGCCUCUGCAGUCCAUAAAAAGGACUUCAAAGAAGCGCUCGUGCAUAAUCCUUGUCUUUGUUUGGCUCUACUCACUGGGAUGGAGUGUGUGCCCACUGUUUGGGUGGAGCUCCUAUAUACCAGAGGGUUUGAUGAUCUCUUGUACAUGGGAUUAUGUAACCUAUUCUCCAGCAAACAGAAGUUAUACCAUGAUGUUAUGUUGCUGUGUGUUCUUCAUCCCUCUGAUCGUAAUCUUCCAUUGCUAUAUAUUCAUGUUUCUGGCAAUUAGGAGUACUGGCAGGAACGUCCAGAAAUUAGGAUCAACCUAUAAUAGGAAAUCCUCUGUCUCCCAUUCCAUGAAGAGUGAAUGGAAGCUAGCAAAAAUUGCUUUUGUGGCCAUUGUAGUGUUUGUUUUGUCGUGGUCUCCAUACGCUUGCGUUACUCUGAUUGCGUGGGCAGGCUAUGCCAGGACCUUAACUCCAUAUUCUAAAUCUGUGCCUGCCGUCAUCGCCAAAGCUUCUGCAAUCUACAAUCCCAUAAUCUAUGCAAUCAUUCACCCAAGAUACAGGAGAACCAUUCGAAGUGCUGUUCCUUGCUUGAGAUUUCUUAUACGGGUAUCAAAAAGUGAUCUUUCGACAAGUUCUGUCAACGAGUCAUCAUUCAGGGCUUCUGUGUCAAGCCGUCACUCUUUUGCUUCCAGGAACAAGAGCAGUUGUGUUUCUUCCAUUUCUACUGGAGGAACAGCAUGGGGUGAUGUGGAGCUUGACCCUGUGGAGCCAGUCCAUAAGAAACUGCAACCCCAUCAGAGUAACUCUCUUUCAUCAAAAGCAGAAGACGAGAAGAGUGGGUUGCUCAUAAAGGCAGAUACCUCCAAUCUACCAACUGGAGAAAAGCUGGCAUUGUCCUCCCUCAGUCUAGAGAAUUCGCUUGGGAGUUCCCUCGGAGCAAACACCUCAGAACUGCUUCUCAUGAGCAGUUCUUUAAGAACAUCUUCUCUUCCGCUUGGCUUGAAUAAUAGCACCGGGGAGAGUACAGACACUUCUCAAGUGGAAGCUCAAGAAAACCCAAUAAACGGAAGCUUGGACUCCUUCAUAAGCCCUAUCAUCCCACAAAUUGUCAUUGUUCCUACCUCAGAGACCACUCUCUCUGAAGGGCAAGCUGAGCCAGUAAAAGGACAAGAGGAAAAUGCUGAUUUACUUUUCUCUCAAGGGAAGAAUCACCUGUUGGACAUAGGAAGGCUCAGCUCCACCACUGACCUCCUUGAAGCAAUUGAGAAGCUUCUGUCAUAAAUAUAGAAGAGAAUAGCUAUCUGGUCUCUUGGCUGCUUCUUUGCAUUAUUAUACCAAAACCAAAAACUGAGAGCCUUGUAGAUUAAAACAGAGGACUUUUUAUAU
Elgaria multicarinata webbii is the source of this 1953-nucleotide messenger RNA. Its product is annotated as melanopsin-like. Gene Ontology annotation, biological process: phototransduction; visual perception; G protein-coupled receptor signaling pathway. Gene Ontology annotation, cellular component: plasma membrane. Gene Ontology annotation, molecular function: G protein-coupled photoreceptor activity. Lineage: Eukaryota; Metazoa; Chordata; Lepidosauria; Squamata; Anguidae. Bases 1 to 1848 code for a protein of 615 amino acids. The transcript has 10 exons. The record is from RefSeq and is a predicted model, not a curated record.